Molecule: messenger RNA, 2507 nt
Organism: Drosophila erecta
Lineage: Eukaryota; Metazoa; Arthropoda; Insecta; Diptera; Drosophilidae
Gene: Tat
Product: tyrosine aminotransferase
Exons: 4
Coding region: 360-1886 (508 amino acids)
Biological process (GO): biosynthetic process; aromatic amino acid metabolic process
Molecular function (GO): pyridoxal phosphate binding; L-tyrosine:2-oxoglutarate transaminase activity
Source: RefSeq, a predicted model, not a curated record
GAGGCGAUAAAAGCCCCAACAUAUCGCCGAAGUAGAUCAGUUUAGCACAGAAUUCGCAAACGACUUGAAAGAAAGCCCAACCCAUACGAUCCCGAGUAUCCAAAGCAAAGCAUCCGUAUACAAGACCCUUCCGUCCAACACAGAGUUACCCAUUGAUCGCAUCUCUAAUGCUCGUCUGGAACGAUAAACAGGAUACCAACUUCACAUUCAUUUGAGCAGAGUGCUCCAUUCGCCAGAAUUUGGACCGGAGAUACCGUCGUACCCAAAAUAUUAGCAAUUUUUGUUGGUGUUUAUUUUUUGUUUGGUUUUGUUUUUCGAUUUUCUUUCGUUGGAUUGGGAAAAGGGCCGGCCUGGUGAUAAUGCCCAGCAGUGUUGCCAACGAGAGUCAGUUCCGAUACCAGAGCAGCCGCAGUCGGGCCAGCUGCCCAAGCCGGAGUCCUAGUGGGCCGGAAUCCCCGACGCCGGUGACGCCCAACUGCGAUGUAGUCGACCUGGCGCUGGCCGAGCUGCAGCUCCAGUCGCAGGAGAUCCGGAAGCAGCAGGAACUGGUGGCCACCACGAGCAGCAGCAGCAGCAGCAGCAUCAGCAGCAUUGGCAGUCCCAAGCGAUCCGGAUGGCAGAUAAAGAGCUCCAAGCUCUCCCUUAACACGCACAAUCGCAUCCGGAACAUUGUGGAAUCGCUGAAGAUCAAGCCGAAUCCGGAGAAGCCCAUGAUACCGCUGUCCAUUGGCGAUCCCACAACCUUUGGCAAUCUAAAAGCCGCCGAUGAGACAAUGAAGGCGGUGCUCCACUCGCUGGAGAGCGGCAAGUUCAAUGGAUACGCCAGCACCAUGGGUCACGAGGUAGCCCGCAAGGCGGUGGCCAAGUACAGUGCCCACCAGCGCAGCGACGGCGAGAUCGAUCCCAACGAGGUGGUGCUCUGCAGCGGCUGCUCCUCCGCGCUGGAGUACUGCAUCCUGGCGCUGGCGGAUCGGGGUCAGAAUGUGCUGGUGCCGCGGCCCGGUUUCUGUUUGUACUACACGCUGGCCGAGGGAAUGGAUAUCGAGGUGCGCUACUACGACCUGCUGCCCGAUCAGCAGUGGCGCGCCGAUCUCGUUCAGCUGGAGAGUCUGAUCGACGAGAACACCGCCGCCCUGUUGAUCAACAAUCCGAGCAAUCCAUGUGGCAGCGUCUUCGACGAGCAGCACUUGCGCGAGCUGAUCGCCAUCUGCGAACGCCACUAUUUGCCCAUCAUCGCCGAUGAGAUCUACGAGCACUUUGUGUUCCCCGGCUCCAAGCACUUGGCCGUGAGCAGCCUGACCACGGAGGUUCCAGUUCUCUCCUGCGGCGGUCUGACCAAGCGCUUCCUGGUGCCCGGUUGGCGAAUGGGCUGGAUCAUCGUGCACGAUCGCAAGAAUCGCUUGCGCGACGCCAUUGUCGGCCUGAAGAACAUGUGUGGUCGCAUCCUGGGCUCCAACACCAUCAUCCAGGGUGCCUUGCCCGAUAUCCUCACCAAGACACCGCAGUCUUACUUCGACGGUGUGAUCGACGUGCUCCACUCGAAUGCCGAGCUGGCCUACAAGAUGCUGAAACAGGUGCGUGGCCUCGAUCCCGUGAUGCCCCACGGAGCCAUGUACAUGAUGAUCGGCGUGAGCAUCGAACGCUUCCCGGCGUUCAAGGACGACACCCACUUUGUCCAGGAGCUGGUUAACGAGCAGAGUGUCUUCUGCCUGCCGGGCAGCUGCUUUGAGUACCCGGGAUACGUGAGGAUCGUGCUCACCGUGCCCGGCGCGAUGAUCGAGGAGGCGUGCUCCAGGAUUGCCGAGUUCUGCGACCGCCACUACAAGAAGGAGUCGCGCAACUUCAUUGAGCACGAGCUGCUGGACUGCGAUGAUCUGGCCUUCUGAGCUGGGAGCAAAACAUUUAUUAGACAUUCUAGACUACAAAUUUGUAUCAAGUGUACAUAAGUAUAUGUAUGUAUAUAAUAUAUAUAUAUAUCAAUCAUUUUAACUAUCCAAUAUAAGGAGUAUUGUCUCAAAAAAUUGCUGAAAAAGUAAAGCGCGUCACACAGAUAGAUAGAGUUUAGAAAGAGCGAGUAAACUGCGGCUAAGUAAAAGUUCGUUAUGGAGGACUUCUGAAUACAAAUAUAUAUAAUAUAAAUAUAUAUAGGCCUAUAUUUGAGCAAUCAGGCGCUGUAGGCUGGCUGGGGUUCUGUGCAAGAAACGAUUUGUUUGUGAAUGUAAGCUUGGUGAGAGUAUUGCUCCUUUGGAACAUUAUGAUAUGAUGUUUUUUUUGCUAGUCACAAUUAUUUCUAUUAGUUUUAAAUCAAUUUUCUGGCAGCCUCUAUCUAACUUGUCAUUUCAAUUUAAAAAUGCUUAACACUUUAGCACAAAUUAGAUUUAGAUGCCUGUAAUGCUUCGUUGUAAGACAUUUUCGAAUGCUUUGGGGAGUAAAGGGUUGAGAAACGUAAUUCGAAUGCUGGUGAGUGUUGUGAAGUGUAAUUGAAUGGUCCCCACAGUUCAGCAUUC